AUGAAUUGGAGGACAGAGAAAAAUCAGACUUCGUUGAAAUAUUUUAAUCUCCUAGGCUUUUCAGAAGGACGUGCGAUGCUGUCGGCCCUGAUGGCCAUCAUCUAUGCGAUGAUUCUGCUGGGAAACCUGGCCAUUUUUAGCAUUAUACGUGUCGAUUCCAACCUCCAGACACCAAUGUACUUCUUUCUCGGUAAUCUGUCCAUGUUAGACAUUUGUUACUCUACUGUUACCCUUCCUGCCAUGCUUUUCAACUCUAUAACAGGUAACAGGAGAAUUUCCUUUGAAAGUUGCUUUGCCCAGGUGUAUUUUUUUGUCUCCUUUGGAGGGUCUGAGUGCCUCCUUCUAGCAGCCAUGGCUUAUGACCGAUAUGUAGCCAUCUGCAACCCCUUGAGAUAUCCUAUCAUCAUGAACAAGAACUUAUGUUCUUAUCUUGUCGCUGCAUCUUUGUUUUGUGGAUUUUCCAACUCUGUCCUGCACACUUCCAUGACAUCUAAACUCACAUAUUGUGUAUCCAGAAACUUAAACCACUUCUUUUGUGAUGUUCCUCCUCUGUUAAAAGUAGCUUGCGCUGAUACCCACUCCAGUCAUGUGUUAUUAUACAUAGUAAAUGUCUUUUUGGGCAUUAUUCCAUUUGGGUUUGUGAUUGUCUCUUAUGCACGCAUCAUUUCCACAAUCUUAAAGAUCAAAUCUGCGGCAGGAAGGCAGAAAGCCUUCUCAACUUGUUCUUCUCACCUCAUCGUUGUAACAGUGUUUUAUGUAACAGGUAACUUCAAUUAUAUUGGCCCCGCACCAAGAGAUACCUUUGAUAUUAUUAGGUUGUCCCCCAUGCUAUAUAGUGUUCUCACACCUUUGUCCAAUCCCGUUAUCUACUGUUUGAGAAACAAGGAAGUUAAAAGAGCCUUAAAAAAGGUCCUAUUUGAGAGCAAGUUUAAGAUUUCACAUUAA
Molecule: messenger RNA, 945 nt
Organism: Spea bombifrons (plains spadefoot toad)
Lineage: Eukaryota; Metazoa; Chordata; Amphibia; Anura; Pelobatidae
Product: putative gustatory receptor clone PTE01
Exons: 1
Coding region: 1-945 (314 amino acids)
Biological process (GO): G protein-coupled receptor signaling pathway
Cellular component (GO): membrane
Molecular function (GO): olfactory receptor activity; G protein-coupled receptor activity
Source: RefSeq, a predicted model, not a curated record